AUGACUGAUUUCUCUUUUUUAGUUUGGAAUGUUCGGGGUGCUGGGAACCCCCGAGCCCAGCGGGAGAUUCACUACUUGUGUCGCACGCAUCGGGUGCGCAUACUGCUCCUACUGGAGCCUAUGGUCGAGGCGGCGCCAGAGUACUUCUGUCGUCGCCUCGGAUUUGCUCAUAUGAUAGGGAAUGAGGCGAACACGAUUUGGUUGUUUGUCGAUAGUUCAUUCCAGUGUCAGAUGGUUGCGAGUGACGAUCAGUGGAUUCAUGUGCAGUUAUCGUCACCACAGAAUCGUCGACCCCUUCUGCUGACAGGGGUUUAUGGGAGAUGUAGUGUUGUCAGGCGUCGGGAGAUAUGGGGAUUCUUGGAGGAGACUGCAGUCUCAGCUGUUGGGGUUCCUUGGAUAGUCGGUGGCGACUUUAAUGCCAUCGCAGAUAUAUCGGAGAGGGAGGGCCCAGGACGGCCGCGGCUGCGAUCGAUUCAGGAUUUUUCGGGCGCUCUCCUUGAUGCUGGAUUGAUAGAUGCCGGUUUUGAGGGUCCUCAGUUUACCUGGACGAACCGGCGGGUGUGGAAGCGCCUAGAUCGGAUACUUUAUAGCCGUUCGUGGGAGGAGUUUGCGGAGACCACACGGGUUCGGAUUUAG
This is a messenger RNA of Andrographis paniculata, 636 nucleotides long. RefSeq lists its product as uncharacterized. The transcript has a single exon. The coding region runs from base 1 to 636 and encodes 211 amino acids. Gene Ontology annotation, molecular function: catalytic activity. The record is from RefSeq and is a predicted model, not a curated record. NCBI's taxonomy places the organism in Eukaryota, Viridiplantae, Streptophyta, Magnoliopsida, Lamiales, Acanthaceae.